Messenger RNA from Euleptes europaea (tarantolino), 1965 nucleotides. Its product is annotated as zinc finger protein 883-like. Lineage: Eukaryota; Metazoa; Chordata; Lepidosauria; Squamata; Sphaerodactylidae. Gene Ontology annotation, molecular function: DNA-binding transcription repressor activity, RNA polymerase II-specific. Bases 1 to 1965 code for a protein of 654 amino acids. The transcript is spliced from 2 exons. The record is from RefSeq and is a predicted model, not a curated record. Gene Ontology annotation, biological process: negative regulation of transcription by RNA polymerase II.
AUGGAUCCCCGUCAGCAAAGAGUUCGAGGGGUGCACGUUCCCCUAGUGGAGGAAGCCCGUUCGUCUCCUGAAGAGGAACCCCGGUGUGGGAACAGCUACACAAAAUGGGAGAACAAGCAGUGGACGGAAGGAUGCUUAAAAGCUGGAGAGGAACUGGAUUGGGAAGAGGCUUCUGAUACUAGCUCGGUGGUCUUUGUUGAGGAACGGGGAGAGGUGCGCAAAAGUGGCAGCAUUGGAUGCGCGUCUGAUUUAGACGACUUUGGGGAGAACUCCGCCCUUGUGGAGACCCCCAGCGCUGAGAGACUCCAUAUGGAAGGACCAGAGGUAAUCCUUUAUCCAAAGGGGCCUCCGACAGAUGCUGGAUUUGCCACCGAGGAAUGUGAGGAAGUUGCUUAUCGAGAUGAAGGCUGUGUCGGUGCUGAAUGGAUCCAUUUUCCAGAGGAAUCGCUGGGGAGGGAGGAGUCUGAGGAGGAAGAAGCUGAGGACACUGUUUACGAGGGUGGAAAGCUAUUAGAGAAAAUGCCGGUUGGGGUUGAAGGGAAUGGAUCUGACGAAGAAGCGAUGGCGGAGUGGGCCGUGCCUGUGGAGGAGCUGGUUGCCAAGCAGCGGCCUUCGAAACCACGUCACAUCUGCAGCGAAUGUGGCCGUAGCUUGGCCAGCCAUUCGGCCCUUGUCCGUCACUGCCUCAUCCACACCGGAGAGCUCCCCUAUGCUUGCACGGAGUGCGGACGCCGCUUCCGACAGUCCUCGGCCCUCGUCCGCCACCUUCGGGCCCAUCGGGGCGAGCGUCCCUAUGUUUGCGGCGAGUGCGGCAAAGCCUUUGGAGUCCGAUCAGCGCUGGUUCGCCACCAGCGGGCCCUGCAUUCAAGCGAGAGGCCCUAUGUCUGCGGGGAGUGCGGGAAGGCCUACGCGGACCUUUCCAUCCUGACAAAGCACCAGCUCAUUCACGUCAACGGGCGGCCGUUUUCCUGUCCUGACUGCGGCCAGUCGUUCGGGCACCGCACCACCUUGACGCAGCACCGGCGAAUCCACACGGAGGAGCGGCCGUACCGCUGCGCAGAGUGUGGGCAGACCUUCCGGCAGAAUUCGGCCCUGGCGAACCACCGCCAAGUCCAUUCCGGAAAGCGCCCCUUUUCUUGCCAGUUCUGCAGCAAAACCUUCACGGGCCGGCCUACCCUCGUCCAACACCUCCGGACUCACACCGGGGAGAAGCCGUACAGCUGUCCGGACUGUGGCCGCCGUUUCAGCACCAGCUCCAACCUCCUGCAGCACCGGAGGAACCACCUCGGCGAGCGUCCCUUCGCCUGCUCCUUGUGUGGCCGCCGGUUUGCCCGACGGCCCGACCUGGCUCGGCAUUACGUCACCCACGCCGAAGGCAGUGUCCGGCCGCACCGCUGCGGGGAAUGCGGGCGGCGUUUUGUGGAACUGGCUGACCUGGAGCAACACAAAGCCACGCACCGUGGGGAACGGCCCUAUGUCUGCAGUUACUGUGGCAAAUCCUUCACGGAGGCCGCCACCUUGGCUCGACACCGCCGCUCGCACCUUCCGACAACUCAGCAGGCCUACAAAUGUGAGGUGUGCAGGCAGACGUUUGGGCAGAGCUCUGACCUCCUGGCGCACGGGCGGGUCCACAGCGGGGAGCGCCCCUACGCCUGCGCGGACUGCGGCAAGUCCUUCGGGCGCAGCUCCAACUUGUCGCGGCAUCGGCGGGUGCACACCCACGAGCGCCCGUACAUCUGUGGGGACUGUGGGAAGAGCUAUACCCAAAGCACCCACCUGAUGGAGCAUCAGAGGCAGCACACAGGCGAGCGCCCCUAUGAGUGCGCCGACUGUGGCCGCUCCUUCGGCAAGAAGGGGCAUUUGGACUCCCAUCGCCGGGUGCACCGCCUCUUGCCAGGACAUCACGACGGUGUGGCCGAGCAGCUGGUGGAAUGUCCCAGUUCUGGAAGUCCGCUGAACCAAUGA